Molecule: messenger RNA, 1164 nt
Organism: Rosa chinensis
Lineage: Eukaryota; Viridiplantae; Streptophyta; Magnoliopsida; Rosales; Rosaceae
Product: F-box/kelch-repeat protein At3g06240
Exons: 1
Coding region: 1-1164 (387 amino acids)
Source: RefSeq, a predicted model, not a curated record
AUGAGACUGCCGGUAAAAUCACUUUGUUGCCUCGAGUGUGUCUCUAAGACCUCUUUGAACAUAGUGGGCAGCCCUCAGUUUGCUGCACAGCACACUCGACGUUUAUUGAACUCGUCUUCUGCAGUUGAAGUGCCUCAACUUAUGCUUCUUGCACGAUACUCUAAUCUGCAGCAUUGUGCAAUAAAUUUGCAGUCAUUGAAGUACAAUGGCACUAGCUGCUCGACGAAGACCAAUUUUGCUGAUAUCGUUUUCAUGAACGAUUGGUAUAGGUACGAGGUAGAAUUUGUCUUCAGCAAUUUGUUUGGAAUUAGUAGGAGACUGAGUGUUAAUAGAGAGCUGUGCUACUUGGUCAAUCCUCUUAGGGGAGAAGUCCUAGAGCUCCCGAGAAGUGAUGUCAAAGCUCCAAACUAUAAUGGAUAUGAUCCAUGCAUUCAUGACCGGUACGGAAUGGGAUUUGAUCAUGUAAGUAGUACCUACAAGAUUGUUCAUAUUUCCGAAUAUGCCUAUGAAAUUUCCAGCGACAUAGCCGCCCGAGUUUAUGCGAUGGGAACAAGAUCAUGGCGACCGAUACAAUCAGUUCCUCUGUGUCAUUUCAGCAACAAGAGUGUAUAUGCGUAUGGUGACAGGCAUUGGUUGGUUGAAGGUGAUAAAAGCCCCAAUAAUUUUAUUGUUUCCUUCGAUUUCAGAAAAGAUGAAUUCUAUUGGACUCACCAUCCCGACUUGCAGGCUUCUUCUUCUCACAGAUUUUGGUAUGAUUUUCAUUUGCUUAAUCUCAAAGGAUCUUUAGCCAUCAUGGAUUAUUGUUCAUAUCCGGAAGAGUAUAUUAAGAUAUGGGUGCUGAAAAAUUAUGACAAAAAAGAGUGGGCGCUAGAUUACACAAUAAACAUGAAAACGUUUGUAGGACGGCCUAGGGGCACGUUAUUGAAAUGGGGUGAAUGGGAAAAUGGCAUUUUUACCAUUCAAAGUGGUGUCUGCUACUUUGUGGAUCUCAGACGUGGUUCCAUGAAAGGAGUAAAACUGCCUCCCAGCAUCAUGAAUUACAAUCUUUGGACCGCAGAGCAAUACGAACAAAGUAUAUUCAGUUAUACAGGAAGUAUGGUUUCCCUAAAGAAUUAUGGCAAUUUGAUUGAAGCAGCAAGACCAGGCAUGUGGUUUCUACAGUGA